This is a messenger RNA of Mycena citricolor, 3087 nucleotides long. The record is from the annotation of a GenBank genome assembly. Lineage: Eukaryota; Fungi; Basidiomycota; Agaricomycetes; Agaricales; Mycenaceae.
GACCAAAUCCCCCCCGCGGGCCCCGCAGGGGGGUACCUGUUAGGUACCCUCAGAGCUACGUCUGAGGGUACCCAGUAGGACCCCCGCGGGGGUGCAACUGGGUGAUGGCGGUGGUAACUGAGGUGCAUUGAUGCUCAGGCUAACGAGCAUGAGAAUGGGAUGCGCAUAGAUUAUGUACAGCUCCGGACACAUGACCGCAUUCUUAUCUUUCAGUUAUCGGACUAUGAUCACCGCACUCAGUUUCCGCCGUCCUUACUUGCGAUCCUCACCAAUCCCUCCAUCAUCAAAGUUGGGUACUGUGUUCGACAGUCGCUUCAGCAGGUCGCUGCAGUUUUCUCGCUGGUGGACAUCGAGAGCCUGCUCAAGUCCCGAACAAUGCCAUUCUUGGAUUUGGGCAAGCUGGCAAGGCUCAAAGGCGUGGUAAAUGACCAUAAUGCAUCUCUGCAUGCUCUGGCCGGAACAGUGCUGAAGCGUUCAUUCACUCCAUCGCAAAUUGGUAUUGGCGUCUCUGACAUGAUUGACUGCCAGUGGCAAAUAUUCACUGCGCUUCACGGAAAAGACGCAGUUGGGCUACCACUGACUCCUGAGCAAGUGACGAGUCAUGGAACACUCGUCACUCUUGUUCUCGGCUGUAAGCCAGUUGCGGAAGGAUACAUAGUUGGACAGCAUCCAGGCUAUUUGAAUGCCGCCAUGGAUUCACAAGGAAGCAGUAAACAGAUCAACAUUACAGCUUCGCGAUCGCUUAUUCACAUUACCAAGAUUCUAACUCCAGGCGCCAUCCUCAAUCUCCAUAAGCAGACAAUCGAGUGGAUUGUUGCUCAUGGGCAACAGGCUGUAGUAACAACCUCUCAGCUUCGUUCGCGUGGGCAAUCAGACCCUGUUCCUAUCCGUCCUCCAACGAGCCUCCUCGGAAUCCCUGCCCCUCCCAAUCCUCUUGUUGAAUAUCCGGAGUUCGUGCCUCAUGUACCAGCAAAUUCACCGUCUGGAGACUCCGACGAUGUCAUGGAGUGGGAUACAGAUGACGAAGAUGCCGAGGACAAGUUAGGUCAAUAUGGGCAGUUCACAUACAACUCGAUUCCUUCGCAAGAGCCCGUACAAAUGGAGAUUAAUGAGUCAAUGACACCCGCCAAAUUGAUCAACAACUUCAAUACUGGUGUCCGCUUUCUCAAUCAAGCUUGCAACGAGCCCGAUCUUCCCAGCCGUGUCCUCGAUGACGCCCUGCAUUUCAUGGACCGCUUGCUUCGCCUCUUGUCAAAGAAGAAUUCGGCUUUCAAGGCGUUUGCGCAUGACUUCAGCGAAGCCAUCUUCAUUCGAGAUCAAGCAGAUGAAGCUGCAGUGCGCGCGGUUCUGGAGAAAUACGGGAUUGACUGGGAAUAUGCGAAACGCGCCAAGGCCUCCAUUCUCAAUCGGCGCAUUCGGCGCAUCAUCCCUCCUCGCAAGAUUCUUGUUAUCCGUCUCGACAAGCUAUUCGACGCAUAUGCUGACCUUACCUGCUCGACCAAGUCUGGCUCAGGUCCGUUCUUUACUGCAGAGGCCCGUGACAUGUGGAAGAAUCUGCGCAGUACCGCACAGCAGGGAUAUCUCUCUGAUCCUCCCUUGAUUCCACUCUAUUAUCUCAUGGGCAAGGAUCGCGACGGACUGAACCUGUAUCGCACUGUUCGGGGCAUGAACUCGAUUGAGGGUGGAUUCCAUAUGGCUGUUCGUCGGAUUUUUGGGUCGUUACGAGCAUCGCCUGAGCUGGCUGAAUGCCUUCUGAUCAACUGGAUCUUACGGCGAAAUGUCAAGGUCGGCUUCCAUAACCGCACCGGUAAGAAGUACCGCGGCCAUUUCGCGCUUUGGGAUCGCGAUGAGAUCGUUGAGCUUGCAGCUCUUGUUGGCGUCAAGCCGUCAUUCCCCCUGCCUCGCGUUCUCUCGACCAGGAUCGCAACCACUGAAACGAUCGGCAUCCUUCCGAUCUCUCAAACAUUAGCGGAGAAGCUUGACAUGGUGACUCUUCCACGACCCCGUAUUACGGGAGUCCCUCAUCAUCGCGACACUCCCGUGAACAUCUUGACACACCUCUCCACAAAGCCGACGAACCAAUAUCGCUAUUUACAGCUGCGGCAACUCACUCUGUCACCCGUCCUUCCCGUCCAUACACGAAAGGAAUAUUCAGUUUUCAAGGCUCAUAUCGACUCACUUGCGUUCCGCAAGGGUGAUGGAUCUUAUCCCGUGCACGAGAGAUACAGGAAUGUGGAUUUCGAGAAAUUUGCUAAAUUCUGGAAUAGCCUUGUUGCCGCUCAGUCCCCGACAAUCCUUGACUCAAAUCAACGCUUGUACUACAAGAUCCCAUCCCAACUCGAAGCGCAUCACAAGAAUGUUAUCGCUCGUUCUUCCGAACUUGCGACACUCGCCAUUGGCGGGAACUUUGCUGCGCGGCGGCCCUUCCUUGAGAUGCUCGAAAACACGGCUGCGAUGAGCGCGCCCGGAGCCAUCACUUUCUCUCCGACUGAGGACGCAGAUCUGUGGGACGGUGAGCUCGACACAUCAAUCGGAGGCUAUUAUAGCGAAACUUCAUUCAACCCGACUGCGGGUGUUCCGGAAUCCGACGCGUAUGAUCCAGAGCUCGACUUCUCCGACAUUCGAUCAGCUCCCCUCGUUGUCAUACAGGAAAGUGGUGUGCAGCCAGAUCUCCCAUCUCCGGGACCGUCAACUCCUGCGGCCACUGCACCCGCACCCGUGCCUCCACCCGCAAACACAACCCCACGUGCGCACGAAAGUCAUCCGAUGACAUCUGCCUCGUCUAUGCCCAUCCAACAAACCACCCUCCCCGCUGUCCGCUAUCAUCCAUACGGGGGACAAACAACAAUGCCGGAAGGAGGUUCGGGUGUGGAUCGUUGUGCCGUCUGCACCAACGACUUCUGCCCUCGGCGAUGGAUAUGCCCCGGAAAAGGCAAUCGGAAGAACUGCCGGUGCAGUCAUCCUCCUGUGGUACCGCCAGGUCGAAAGGUGCGCACUCCAGAGGCCGUGAUCGAGGAGGCCAUUCGACAAGGGCCCGAAGCGAUCAUUGCGGCGCGCACGGCGGCGCAGGGAAGACGUCGAAAGUAG